Purpureocillium lilacinum is the source of this 849-nucleotide messenger RNA. RefSeq lists its product as uncharacterized. Gene Ontology annotation, cellular component: cytoplasm. Gene Ontology annotation, molecular function: protein-lysine N-methyltransferase activity. NCBI's taxonomy places the organism in Eukaryota, Fungi, Ascomycota, Sordariomycetes, Hypocreales, Ophiocordycipitaceae. The record is from RefSeq and is a predicted model, not a curated record.
AUGGACGGCGCGGAGAGUCAGCCGGCUCACCUGGAGCCCUCUGAGCUGGGCACCAAAGAAUACUGGAACAAGCUCUACACGAAUGAACUGUCCAACCACGCCGCCGACCCGUCCGACAUUGGCACCGUCUGGUUCGACGACUCGGACGCCGAGGCCAAGAUGGUGGAGUUCCUGGCCGAUCUCGAGCAGGAGCAGGAACAGCAGCAGCAGGAGUCGUCACAGUCGCCGGUAUUGGCAAAGGGCACGUCCUCGCUGCUCGACCUCGGCUGCGGCAACGGCUCCCUGCUCUUUGCGCUGCGCGACGACGGCUGGUCCGCCCGCGCGCUAGGCGUCGACUACAGCCCUCAGAGCGUCGCGCUGGCCAGGCAGGUCGCUGCGUCGCGGGCCGAGGAGCACAAGGAAGAAGAAGACGACGACGAAACACCCGCCGUCGAGUUCUCCGAGUGGGACAUCAUCGCCGGCGAGUCUUCCACCGUCCUCAACGGCGCCCAGUCGUCGGGCUGGGACGUCGUCCUCGACAAGGGCACCUUCGACGCCAUAUCCCUCUCCGACGCGCGCGACCAGGCCAGCGGCCGCCGCCUCUGCGAGUGCUACCGCGAGCGCGUGCUGCGGCUGGUGCGCCCCGGCGGUAUCUUCCUCGUUACUAGCUGCAACUGGACCGAAGAGGAGCUCCGGGCGUGGUUUGUGCCGCCAAGCGGGGCGGCGGCGGCGGCGACGAUGACGUCGGCACCAGCAGAGGAGGCCGAGAUCGGGAAGUUCGAGGUCGCUGGACGUGUGCAAUAUCGAACGUUUAGCUUCGGCGGCGUCAAGGGGCAGACCAUCAGCACGCUGUGUUUUAGGAGGAUAUGA